Molecule: messenger RNA, 470 nt
Organism: Protobothrops mucrosquamatus (brown spotted pit viper)
Lineage: Eukaryota; Metazoa; Chordata; Lepidosauria; Squamata; Viperidae
Product: inositol monophosphatase 1-like
Exons: 5
Biological process (GO): signal transduction; inositol metabolic process; phosphatidylinositol phosphate biosynthetic process
Molecular function (GO): inositol monophosphate 1-phosphatase activity
Source: RefSeq, a predicted model, not a curated record
UAGGUAGAUAAAGAUGGCUGAUCCUUGGGAAGAAUGCAUGAACUACGCAAUAGCUUUAGCAAGAAAAGCUGGACAGAUAAUCCGGGAGGCAUUGACAGAGGAUAUAACUGUCAUGAUUAAAAGUUCUCCAGCAGAUCUAGUCACAGUCACUGAUCAAAAAGUGGAAACUAUGAUUAUAUCUUCUAUAAAAGAAAAAUAUCCAUCACACAGCUUUAUUGGAGAAGAAUCCGUUGCAGCUGGUGCAGGAAGUAUUUUGACCGAUAAUCCCACAUGGAUUAUUGACCCUAUAGAUGGAACAACUAAUUUUGUGCAUAGGUUUCCCUUUGUAGCCGUUUCAAUUGGCUUUGUAGUAAAGAAACAGAUGGAAUUUGGAAUUGUGUAUAGCUGUGUAGAAGACAAGAUGUAUACUGGUCGAAAAGGAAAAGGAGCCUUUUGCAAUGGACAAAAACUCCAAGUGUCAAAACAACGAG